Messenger RNA from Pongo pygmaeus (Bornean orangutan), 3062 nucleotides. It is a transcript of the gene CCDC142, whose product is annotated as coiled-coil domain containing 142. The record is from RefSeq and is a predicted model, not a curated record. The transcript has 9 exons. NCBI's taxonomy places the organism in Eukaryota, Metazoa, Chordata, Mammalia, Primates, Hominidae. Bases 207 to 2459 code for a protein of 750 amino acids.
AAAGGGCGGGGUGGGACAGAGUAGGCGGCCAUGUUUGUUAGGGGCAGAAGCCUCCCAUUACGGAGCACGAGAAAGUUCAUGAAGGUCCCCGCGACUCCCGGACUGGAGAAAACGGCUCUUGCGAUGGGGCGAAGUCCGAGCUGCGGCGGGCGUUGGUCAGUGCAGGGAAGUGGGAAUCGCUAGGUUCGUUCCGGACCCGCCGCCCCAUGGCCCAGGCGUCUCGCUCUGGUAGCCUGCCUCCACUAGUUAUCGUGCCUCUCCUGAGGGCGCAACCCGGGGGCACUGGGGAGGAGCAGUGGGAGAGAAGGCGAACGGGCGGUCUUCGCUGGGAGGUUCACGGCUGGCCGAGCGGAAUUUCUGGAGGGACGCCGUGGUGGCCGACGCCGGCGGGUGUGAGCGAGGACUACGAGGCUGAUGCUGCGGCCUGGAGGCGGGGGCCCGCAGGUGGCGGCCCGAUCCCUCCCGCGCUGCAGCGUCUCCGGGCGGUGUUGCUGCGGCUGCAUCGCGAGCGGGAGCAGCUCCUCCAGGCCCGAGACUGCGCCUACCACCUACAGGAGGCUGUGCGCCUCAUGAGGACCCUGAGUCCUGGCUCGCCAUCCGGCGGCCCUAGCCCCUUGCCCCAGUGGUGCCGCGACCUGCAGCUGCACCCUUCCCAAGGGGCAGUCCUGCGAAUCGGCCUUGGGGAGACUCUCGAGCCGCUGCUGCUAGCGCGCCCUAUCGGACUAGCCGCCCAGUGCCUGGAGGCUGUCAUCGAGAUGCAGCUUCGCGCUCUCGGCCAGGAGCCCGCCAGCCCAGGCCUGUCGUCCCAACUCGCCAAGCUGCUCCUUGCACUUCCCGCCUACCACACGCUACAGAGAAAAGCCUUGAGCCACGUCCCAGGGGCUGCACGUCCUUUCCCCACGUCCCGUGUGCUCCGCCUCUUGACGGGGGAGCGGGGUUGCCAGGUGGCAAGUCGGCUGGACGAGGCGCUGCAAGGAUCGGCAUUGAGGGACCAGCUCCGCAGGCGGUGCCAAGAGGAGCGGGAUCUGCUACCAGGGCUGCUGGGCCUGGUGGGGGGCGUGGCGGGUUCAGCCAGCUGUGGACUAGGGCUUGAAGAGGCUGGAGCCUUGUGGAGCCAAUACUGGACCCUCCUGUGGGCAGCCUGUGCUCAGAGUCUGGACCUAAAUCUGGGACCCUGGAGGGACCCCAGGGCAACAGCGCAACAGCUGAGUCAGGCACUGGGUCAGGCAUCCCUGCCUCAGGAGUGUGAGAAGGAGCUGGCAUCUUUGUGUCACAGACUACUUCAUCAGUCGCUUAUCUGGAGCUGGGACCAAGGUUUCUGCCAGGCCUUGGGAUCAGCUCUUGGGGGUCAGAGCAUCCUUCCCACAUCCUCUGGCACUGCUGAACUUUUGCAGCAGCUCUUUCCUCCUCUCUUGGAUGCCCUUCGAGAGCCCAGGUUACGACUGAUUUUCUGCCAGCCUGCAGAUCCUGCGCCUGUCGCCCUAGGUCUCUGUACCCUGCAGACCACCUUGCUCUGGUUCCUGGGCAGAGCUCAGCAGUACUUGGCAGCAUGGGACCCAGCUUCCUUCCUGCUCCUGAUCCAAAAGGACUUACCUCCUCUGUUGCAUGAGGCAGAAGCUUUGUCUAGCCUGGCCUCAGAGGAAAGCUUAUCUCUGGAAGUGGAGCAGCAACUGGGCCUGGAGAUCCAGAAGCUGACUGCACAGAUCCAGCUCCUGCCUGAAGAGUCACUAAGUGUCUUUUCUCAAGAAUGUCAUAAACAAGCCAUGCAAGGUUUCAAGCUCUACAUGCCACGGGGUCGGUACUGGCGGCUUCGUCUCUGUCCUGAACUUCCCAGUGCUCCUAGUGAGUAUGCAGGUUUAGUGGUCCGCACCGUACUGGAGCCUGUGUUGCAAGGAUUGCAAGGGUUGCCACCCCAAGCCCAGGCCCCUGCCCUUGGUCAGGCACUGACAGCCAUCGUGGGUGCCUGGCUUGACCACAUUCUUACCCAUGGGAUUCGGUUCAGCCUGCAGGGAGCGCUGCAGCUCAGACAAGACUUUGGAGUGGUCAGGGAGUUGCUGGAAGAGGAGCAGUGGAGCCUGUCCCCUGAUCUCCGACAGACCCUGCUCAUGCUCAGCAUCUUCCAGCAGCUGGAUGGGGCCCUGCUGUGUCUGUUGCAGCAGCCGCUGCCCAAGUCUCAAGUCCACAGGAGGCCCCCCUGUUGCUGUGCUUGUCAGGAGGUCCAGACCACGGAAUUGCCCAGCAGCUGCCUCAAUAGCCUGGAGAGCUUGCAGCCCCCGCUCCAGCCUGGAACAUCUCCAGCCCAGACAGCUCAGCUGCAAAGCACACUAGGAGGAGGGGGACCUAGCCCGGAGGGCUACCGGGUGGGAAAUCAGCAGGCCUGGCUUGCCCUCAGGCAACACCAGCGACCCCGUUGGCACCUGCCGUUUUUUUCCUGCCUGGGAACCAGUCCUGAAUCCUAAGGAGCCUGGGACCAGGAUCCAGAAAGUUAAGAGCUCCCCAUCUCUAGCUGGAAAAUCCAGACAUUUGGAAUUGCAUAUUAAAGAAGCCCAGAACUGGAAGCUUGGAGGAAAGCAUACUGGAGAAUAAGCUACGAAGAGCCUGGGCUUAAGAAUCCAAGAUUAGGGGCUGGGCGCAGUGGCUCAUGCCUGUAAUCCCAGCACUUUGGGAGGCCAGGGCAGGCGGAUCAUGAGGUCAGGAGAUCAAGACCAUCCUGGCUAACACGGUGAAACCCUGUUUCCACUAAAAAUACAAAAAAUUAGCCAUGCGUGGUGGCGGGCGCCUGUAGUCCCAGCUACUCGGGAGGCUGAGGCAGGAGAAUGGCAUGAACCUGGGAGGCGGAGCUUGCAGUGAGUCGCGAUCAAGCCACAGCACUGCAGCCUGGGUGACAGAGCAAGACUCUGUCCCCCCCCAAAAAAAAAAAUCCAAGAUUAGACAGGGCAUGGUGGCUCACACCUAUAAUCCCAGCACUUUGGGAGGCUGAGGCAGGCGGAUCAUCUGAGUUCGGGAGUUCCAGACCAGCCUGACCAACAUGGAGAAACCCCGUCUCUACUAAAAAUACAAAA